Lolium rigidum is the source of this 1630-nucleotide messenger RNA. RefSeq names its product putative rRNA methyltransferase YlbH. The record is from RefSeq and is a predicted model, not a curated record. Gene Ontology annotation, molecular function: methyltransferase activity. The transcript is spliced from 9 exons. Gene Ontology annotation, biological process: rRNA methylation. Lineage: Eukaryota; Viridiplantae; Streptophyta; Magnoliopsida; Poales; Poaceae. Bases 29 to 979 code for a protein of 316 amino acids.
CGGCAAAGCGCACCGGUCUUGGCCAACAAUGGCUUCCUCCACCCUCGCCUCCUCCCCAUUCCUCCCGUCGCUCGCCACCCCGAACCACAAGCGCAUCUCCCUACGCCUCCCCGCUCGCCGUCUCCCGGUAGCUGCCUCCGCGGCUCCUAAGGGCGCAGCGGCUGCGGAGGCGGCGAGGGAGCGACGGCGUUUCCUCGAGCGGUACGGCCUCAACCCUGACGACUACGAGGAAGAUACCGAGCCGGAUCCCAGGGAGGAAAGGAGGAGGGAGAGGCGGAUGCGGAAGUCAGGGAGAGGAGAGGAGGGGGCCGCGGUUGCUCCGGCAAGGCCGGUGGAGCGCCGGGAGACUCAUAAAAUGCUUCAGGUACUAGCGGGGAAAGUACGCAGAAGAAAAUUACUUUCACCAAAAGAUAGGAAUGUUCGUCCAAUGAUGGAAGUUGUCCGUGGAGCAGCCUUUGACAUUUUACAAUCAGCUGGUGGUUCUCCUGCUUCACUCAGGCCUGGUCUGUGGUUAGACUUGUACAGUGGAACUGGAUCUGUUGGAAUUGAAGCUAUGAGCCGAGGCUGUUCAGAGGCACAUUUUGUCGAGAUGGACCCUUGGGUUAUUUCUGAGGUCCUUAAACCUAAUCUGGACUGUACUGGAUUUCUUGGUGUUUCACACAUACAUAUGCUUCGUGUCGAAAACUUCUUGGACAAUGCUGAAAAAUCUAAAGGCUCAGGUAGAUAUCCUUCUUUUGAUUAUAUUAGCGUAACACCACCGUAUGUUGAGGUAAACUACAGUACACUACUGGAUCAACUUGCAAGGUCCCCGUUGGUUGGAGAAGAUUGCUUCAUUCUAGUUGAGUACCCUCUGAAAACAGAUAUGCCUGAAUCCUGUGGAGACCUAAUAAAGAUAGCUGACAGGAGGUUUGGUAGGACAAACCUGCUAAUCUAUGGGCCAACAUGGUCAGAGAAAAAGAAAGGACAGGUCCUGAGAUGAUUUGGGUAGCAUUGAGGCAAGUAUUGCACACAAGCCAUUUUGCAGAUCAGUACCGGCUGAAACAGACUGAUGUUGCAAUCAUGUCAUCCUAUAUCAUGGACAGUACCAAGUAAGGAAGAAGGCUAAUUAUUUUGCUGGUAUAGCCGGAGAAUGAUUUUGCAGAUCAUCAUCGUGCACGAUGAUUUUCCGUGUAAAUCUCCUACCGGAGUUAACUCACCUAGCUGGUCCAUAUGAAGAUGUCAUCUCACGUCGGGGAGUAAAAAUCCUGCCAUUUUGGUUCAGAGAUCCACAUCACGUAGGAAGGCAGGUCUCUCCUUUCCAAGCAUCAUCAUCCAGGAGCAGCCAUUUUGAAGCCAAGUUUCAUCAGCACCAUCCGGUAGGGACCUUUGCCCCUCUACGUUGCAAUUCUCCCAGCUCAUGCUUCCGGAAGAUAUUAUUUGCACCGUACAGAGACAGCAUUCAGCUGGCUGACUCUAGGUGUGUACCGUUCAGGCUAGAAAGAGCUAUAUCUUUCUGUAGAAUGGCUACGGUCCCUGGCUAAUAUUGGGAUCAGUAAACAGAGCGUGUUGGCUUCUGUAUUGUACUAGUACAUGCUUGUGACUUGUGCGCCAUUUUUCCUUUUGAAACUGACAUGAUAAAGACUUGCAAACA